AAAGAAAGAAAGAAAGAAAGGAAGAAAGAAAGAAAGGAAGAAAGAAAGAAAGAAAGAAAGAAAGAAAGGCUCAGGUUGGGGUUCGCUCAAAUUGAAUUUAAAAAGCGUUUAUUUAUUAAAUUUAUGCCCGGAUCCCAUGCCGGCCCUUGCAUGAGCAAGAGUAGCAGCAAGGACAUGGAAACCCCACAUGUCGACCUAAAUUCUGGAGAAAAGACAUCCAAUUUCAUAUUUUCCAUCGCCUCUUAUUUAAAAAGUGUCAAUGAAUCACCUCGGACUGCUUCGCUACAAGGGAAGCCUUUUGCACAUGAUACGCCAACCAAAUCUCCGCAGCCAAAACUUUGCGAUAGUGCGUGUAGUGCUUCUGAUGCUUCUGAUGCUUCUGAUGCUUCUGAUGCUUCUGAUAGAGAAAUCCCAAAGUUACUACCCCAGACAUUAGCAUAUUCCUCGCCAAGGCCUUUAUACAGGCUAUCUAACCCAAAUACGAAUGUCGCAUCGCCAGUGUCUAUCAAGACUCCUGCAGACAUCAAGACUCCUGUACACAUCAAGACAUUUUUAGACACAAAGAAAACGCCAGAUACCAAGGGGCUAUCUGCUGCCUCAAAGUGGACAAGCAGUUCGAUUGAAAACGAUAUCAAGAACAUCAGAAUGCAAAUUGAGCAAACGCUUUCUCAUUACUCUUCAUUUGCUCGUGAUGUCAAAUUAAAGGAGCGUGAGCUGCUGAUUGAAAAACACCUGUCCGCCUUAAAGAUAGCAUCUCCGCUUUUGUAUAAGAAAAAGCCCCAUAUUUCUGAAUCCACUUCAGGUGACAAUCCCAUUUAUCUCAAAUGCUAUUCCGGAGAAAUUGUGAAAGACGAUGAUGCGAUUUCGAUUAGCGACGUCGAUGUGGAUGGCGAUUUGAAGCAUCGUUUCUCCAACUCAAAUGGUGUAAAUAACGGGUUCGAUUCACAUCAAGAUCCCGAUGUAAUUAUCCAAAAAUACAAAAUUCCAAUUCGAAUCGAGGACCUAUCAACUCUUCAGCACGGCGCAUGGCUAAAUGACGAGGUACUGGCAGCUCCUUAUUUUUAG
Mitosporidium daphniae is the source of this 1065-nucleotide messenger RNA. RefSeq lists its product as uncharacterized. The record is from RefSeq and is a predicted model, not a curated record. The transcript has a single exon. NCBI's taxonomy places the organism in Eukaryota, Fungi, Microsporidia. The annotation marks the transcript as partial.